Acipenser ruthenus (sterlet) is the source of this 6666-nucleotide messenger RNA. Its product is annotated as protein transport protein Sec24A-like. NCBI's taxonomy places the organism in Eukaryota, Metazoa, Chordata, Actinopteri, Acipenseriformes, Acipenseridae. The coding region runs from base 295 to 3768 and encodes 1157 amino acids. The transcript is spliced from 23 exons. Gene Ontology annotation, molecular function: zinc ion binding; SNARE binding. The record is from RefSeq and is a predicted model, not a curated record. Gene Ontology annotation, biological process: COPII-coated vesicle cargo loading; intracellular protein transport; endoplasmic reticulum to Golgi vesicle-mediated transport. Gene Ontology annotation, cellular component: endoplasmic reticulum exit site; COPII vesicle coat.
ACAGGAAAUGCCACGUGUACCGAGUGCGCAUGUGCGGGCGCUUUUGGGACUCUGAUCCCGACUUCCUGUUUGAGGAUUUUGAGCGAUUGAUUUCGCACGGGCCUGCACCCCAGUUUGGCUGGGUUUGGCUCCAGCAUGCCGCUAUAACUCGCUUAAACCGGGGAUCUACGCGCUACUCUCGCCCACAAGUAAAGGGCUGCUCUCACAGUCUCUUGCGACUUUACUGAAGAUCCUGGUUUUGUUUUGUUUGUUGUUGACAAGGCUGUGGACAUUGAUCCGGGUGUUCCUUUCAAAAUGUCCAAUACUGCUGCUGGAUACAACUCGCAGAACGGGGAAGGGAAGCCGCCGUGUAGCAAUGGCCCUAUACAGAAUCCGGUAAUGACGCAGGCCCCGGGGCAGGGUUACAAUACAGUAGCCCAGAAGAUGCAUCCACAACACAUGCCAGCCAAGGCUCCUUUAGAACAACCUGUCGGACAGUAUCAUUAUGGCUGUUAUCAGAGCGCUCCUCCUGCGAGCGUGUAUCAGGGACCUGGUCAGAGCGCUCCUCCUGCGAGCGUGUAUCAGGGACCUGGUCAGAGCGCUCCUCCUGUGAGCGUGUAUCAGGGACCUGGUCAAACCAACAUGACCAGGCCUCCCUCGAGACCCCUUCAGCCACAUCAAGGAGGAUCUGCCAGGAUAGCAGCCCCAGCUCAGAGCUCCACACCUCCACCUGUGUCUUCUAAUAGCUUUUAUCCAGGCUCUCAGAUCCCCCCUCAUUCACACUGGCCAUAUGGCACGCCCCCUCCCAUGAGCCAACCUUCAGUGGGCUCCCCAGCAAACCAUGUGACGUCAGCACCAAGCCAGCCCUCUGGGUAUGGGAUCCAGAACAGCCCCCCACAGGGACCCCCUGUUCCUCUGAACAGCUCCAUGCAGCCAGGCCAGUCCUCUGGGUAUCGGAUCCAGAACAGCCCCCCACAGGGACCCCCUGUUCCUCUGAACAGCUCCAUGCAGCCAGGCCAGCCCUCUGGGUAUGGGAUCCAGAACAGCCCCCCACAGGGACCCCCUGCUCCUCUGAACAGCUCCGUGCAGCCAGGGCCGGCCCCCCCUCCUUUCAAUCCACCUUCAUCGCAAACAUACCAGCCUGGCAGGCAGCCUUUCGGGCCUCCCCCUCCUCUCAGACCAGCAGCGCCCCCUACUGGACAGUUAAACAAUGCAGCCACUCCCCCGCCACCUGCUGCUGCUAAACAAGAAGUACCAGGAGCAGAGAGAGCGCACAUCCACAACAGCUUUGAUGCUUUGGAAAGUGGAGGCAGAAACGCUGCACAGCAUCCUCCACAGAUGGGCAGGGCAGUUGGCCUGCCGUAUCCCUCGUUGCCUCCUGGCUACCAGAACAUGGCUGCCCCUCCCUCUGCACCAGGAAUGCAGCCUCGGAGCCAGCCUUACCCUGCAGGAGCCCAGUCCUUUCAACAGGCUCCGCUGGGUCCAGCUCAGCUUGGCUCUGCUCUGGGAGGGAUGAGUCUGCAUCAGAGCCAGCCUCCUGAAGCACUGAGAGCCAUCAACCUGCUCCAGGAGAGGAACCUCCUGCCCCAGGGUCCCGUCACCCCCCCUGUGCCCUGCCUGCCCCAGGACCUGCAGCGCCUCAACUGCAGUCCCGAGGUCUUUCGGUGCACUCUGACCAACAUCCCUCAAACUCAGUCUUUGCUAAACAAAGCUAAGCUUCCCUUGGGGUUACUCCUCCAUCCAUUCAGAGACAUGUCGCAGCUGCCGGUGGUCACCUCCAGCACCAUCGUGAGGUGUCGAUCCUGCAGAACCUACAUCAACCCCUUCGUCACGUUCCUCGACCAGAGGAGAUGGAAGUGCAAUCUGUGCUACCGAGUCAAUGAGGUUCCAGAAGAAUUUAUGUAUAACCCUGUAAGCAGAUCGUAUGGAGAACCACAUAAAAGGCCAGAAGUUCAAAAUCCCACAAUUGAGUUCAUUGCACCUUCAGAAUAUAUGCUGCGGCCGCCCCAGCCUGCAGUGUACCUCUUCGUACUCGAUGUAUCCCACAAUGCAGUAGAGACGGGAUACUUGGACACGGUGUGCCAGUCGCUCCUGGACAGUCUCAGCUUACUGCCAGGAGACACCAGGACAAAGAUAGGCUUCAUUACGUUUGACAGCACAGUCCAUUUCUAUAACCUUCAGGAGGGCCUGUCUCAGCCUCAGAUGCUGGUUGUCUCGGACAUUGAAGAUAUCUUCAUACCAACACCAGACAGCCUGCUGGUAAACCUCAGCGAAUGCAAGGAGCUGGUCCAGGACUUGCUGAAAGGCUUGCCCCAGAUGUUCACCAGGACCCUGGAGACACAGUGUGCGCUGGGGCCCGCUCUGCAGGCUGCCUUCAAGCUGCUGUCCCCCACUGGAGGCCGGGUCUCUGUCUUCCAGACACAGCUGCCUUCUUUAGGGGUCGGGGCACUGAAGUCCAGAGAAGAUCCCAACCAGAGGGCUUCUGCAAAGGAUAUUCCACAUCUGACUCCUGCCACUGAUUUCUACAAAAAGCUGGCCCUGGACUGUUCAGGGCAGCAGAUUGCUGUGGAUCUUUUCCUGCUUAGUGGACAAUACUGUGAUUUAGCUUCAUUAGCCUGCAUAUCCAAGUAUUCUGCAGGCGGAGUGCACUACUACCCUUCAUAUCACCACCUGCACAACCCUGCCCAGGUGGAGCAGCUCCAGAGGGACCUGAAGCGCUACAUCAGCCGAAAGAUUGGCUUCGAGUCGGUCAUGAGGGUGCGCUGCACCAAAGGUCUUUCUAUACAUACCUUCCAUGGAAACUUCUUUGUCCGUUCGACGGACCUGCUGUCGCUGCCCAACAUCAACCCAGACUCGGGGUUUGCUGUUCAGAUGUCGAUUGAGGAGAAUCUCGUAGACAUGCAGGUGGUUUCUUUCCAGGCUGCUCUUCUCUACACUUCCAGCAAAGGGGAGCGGCGCAUACGAGUCCACACUCUAUGUUUGCCAGUCGUGAACUCCAUGGCUGACAUCUUCGCUGGAGCGGAUGUGCAGGCCAUCACAGGGCUGCUGGCCAGCAUGGCGGUUGACCGCUCGGUCACAGCCAGUUUGAGCGAUGCCCGCGAUGCUCUGGUGAAUGCUGCGAUUGACUCUCUGCGUGCCUAUCGCUCUGGCGGACUCAGUGUGCAUCAGCCUGGCCUUGUCGCCCCUGCCUGCCUGCGCCUCCUCCCUCUCUAUGUGGUUGCCCUGCUCAAGCAGAAAGCCUUCCGCACUGGAACGAGCACAAGGCUGGAUGAGCGUGUGUUUGCCAUGUGUCAGCUGAAGUACCAGCCCCUGGCUUACCUGAUGCUCAUGAUCCAUCCUGCUCUGUACAGAGUUGACAAUCUUACAGAUGAGGGGGCGAUUAGCAUCGCUGACAGAACAAUCCCUCAGCCCGCAAUUCUGCAGCUGUCUGUGGAGAAGCUGAGCAGGGACGGGUCCUUCCUGAUGGACUCUGGCUCGGUUCUGUAUCUGUGGGUUGGAAGAAACUGUGCACCCAACUUUAUUACCCAGGUGCUGGGAGUUCCCAACUAUACAGCAAUACCUCAGACUAUGACUCAGCUUCCAGAACUAGACACGGCUGAAUCGACGAGAACAAGAGCCUUCAUUUCUUGGCUAAGGGAACAAAGACCUUUUUACCCAAUCUUGCAUGUAAUCAGGGAGGAAAGUCCCCUCAAAGCAAGCUUUAUGCAGCACAUGGUCGAGGACAGGACAGAAUCCGCUCUGUCCUACUACGAGUUUCUGCUCCAUUUGCAGCAGCAAGUUAACAAAUAAAGUGGUUUUCCAAGCUGUGGGAUGUGGUCUGAGAGGAGAACCAAGGAGAGGGGGUGUGAGCAGCGGUGCCUCUAUUCAAGGAUUCAUCACUAAUGACUUUUUACAAAGUGUUUUUCAUCACUGGACCGCAAGACUGGAGCACAUUAGAAAAUAAAUAAUAAAAAAAGUUAUUUUUAAAAAUACUAACUUCAACAUUUUCCAUUAAGGAUUGAAAUGCAUUUUUUUUUUUUUUUUUACCUUUUUAGGGUUUAAUUAUGUAAGUAUUGUCUAAUUAUCUUUUAGCACAGAAGAAACAGAAUCACUAAAGUUAUUCUUUCAAUUAAGACUGGCUGGGGAAUGAGGGAAGGUAAUGGAGUUUGUUGAAAGAACAUUUCUGCUGGUUAAUAAAAUCUCUAUGUAUUGAUUUUAAUAAAAUCUCUAUGUAUUGAUUAAUAAAAUCUCUAUAUAUUGGUUUUAAUAAAAUCUCUAUGUAUUGGUUUUAAUACAAUCUCUAUGUAUUGGUUUUAAUACAAUCUCUAUGUAUUGGUUUUGGUUGUAAUAUUCUGUCUUCAUUGGCUUCUGUUUUCUCAAACUUGUGAAGGCAUCACACAUUGAAAGAUGUUGGAAUCAUGAGCGAUGUCCAUCCCUAGUUUUAGGGGAUAAAGGAGCAGUAUUUUGUGGAUCAGAUUUACAGACUCUUCUUAUACAUUGAACUAAUACAAACCCAUGAUGGUGGAUGAUCAGGACAGAAACUGUAAUAAAAUGUGUAGAAUGAAGACUCCCAGCGUGUUGAAUGUAGUGAAGUCGUCACUUGUUUGUAAUUCAGUCUCCUCUGAGAUGCGUACAAAGAGCACAGUGUCCAUCGGUUUCAUUGAGACCAUUGAUUGAUUUGAUUUUGUCUGCUUUAAUUCUCACAAUUCUUUUUUUUUUCCCUCUUAACAUUAAAGCAGUCCUCUGUUUAAAUUGUAGGCAGUAUGAGAAAUGUUUUUAAUGAAAUAGCAGAAGGAUUUGGAGGCAGAUCCAGUAGAAUCAGGCCAUUGUGAACCUUGAUUGUGCGUUGUUGCUGACACACACACUCACAUACACACACACACACGCGUGUGCACGUUCAUGAUAGCAAAUCUUCAAGACUGAAGCAAAUGAAAUGGAUUCAUAUAAUAUCUUCACGUAUGUAUAUAAUAGUAAGUGGGAGGUGCAUCCUUACACAAUUGCAAUUGCUGCACUAGAGUCUGUGCAAGUCCUUGGUUCCUGCUGGUAAUCGGUCCUGUUCUUGAAGCGAUUCUGUUGACAGGGUGCCGUGUAUUGCACUGUAUCUUCUCUCCAGUGCAGCACGUUCUUCUCGCUAGUUGGUUUUCACUCUCGUUUUCCAUGCUGUUGAAAUGCUGCUGUACUUGCCCGUAUGUACAAUCCAGUUGUUGUUGUGAGCACACCAUGUAAGUCUUUCUGUUCUGGAGCUCCGGGCAGGUGUAGCUGGUGUUCCUCUGCAGUCCACUCCCAUCCCACCCUGAUCCUGGGUUUCCCGUCAGUAACAGUCAGCCAAGUUCAGCCUGGGUCCUGGACCCCUUCUUGCUCCUGGUGGGGCUCCUGGAUUAAAAGGGCUUGUGGACUAUAUUAGUAAAUGAUGGGUCGUUUGGGGUUCAUUUACUUUAUUUUAAUCUUAGAUCUUUGAUUUGGGGAUGAGAUCAUUUUUUUUAUUUUUAAUUUAUUUAAUAAUCAUCAGUAUUCUUUUCAAAUAGAUUCAGUAGCAGGUAAAGGCUUCAGAAGUAACACUGACGAUAGUGUAAAUAUUGUACUGAAGUAAUGGACCUAGUUCAGUGCAAGAACAAGACAAACUGAAACACAGAGUCCCUCUUGUGGUUCAGCGUGGUGGAAGUGCUGUUAACGUCUCCACGGCCUGGCACGUGGUUCAGCGUGAUGGAAGUGCUGUUAACGUCUCCACGGCCUGGCACGUGGUUCAGCGUGGUGGAGGUGCUGUUAACGUCUCCACGGCCUGGCACGUGGUUCAGCGUGAUGGAAGUGCUGUUAACGUCUCCACGGCCUGGCACGUGGUUCAGCGUGGUGGAGGUGCUGUUAACGUCUCCACGGCCUGGCACGUGGUUCAGCGUGGUGGAAGUGCUGUUAACGUCUCCACGGCCUGGCACGUGGUUCAGCGUGAUGGAAGUGCUGUUAACGUCUCCACGGCCUGGCACGUGGUUCAGCGUGGUGGAGGUGCUGUUAACGUCUCCACGGCCUGGCACGUGGUUCAGCGUGGUGGAAGUGCUGUUAACGUCUCCACGGCCUGGCACGUGGUUCAGCGUGGUGGAAGUGCUGUUAACGUCUCCACGGCCUGGCACGUGGUUCAGCGUGGUGGAAGUGCUGUUAACGUCUCCACGGCCUGGCACGUGGUUCAGCGUGAUGGAAGUGCUGUUAACGUCUCCACGGCCUGGCACGUGGUUCAGCGUGGUGGAGGUGCUGUUAACGUCUCCACGGCCUGGCACGUGGUUCAGCGUGGUGGAAGUGCUGUUAACGUCUCCACGGCCUGGCACGUGGUUCAGCGUGGUGGAAGUGCUGUUAACGUCUCCACGGCCUGGCACGUGGCUGUUUGGGGUUUUACGUUUAUUAUUCUUUUUUUUUUUUUUGUAAUAAUUAUCCUGGUUUUCUGUCUUCGGUAUUGCAUGUUUGAUUUUUACUUGUGAUGAUUUGUUCACAAUUUAAACAUAAUAAACAUAUAAUUUAAGUUAAGACCCUUUAACCCUUUUGUUUUAACCACUUCAGUUUAAAAAGCAGAAUGAAAGCUUCCCAUCCUCUGGACCAUUGUGUGUGGCUUGAAUUGUACUCAGUUACCAUUCUCUGUAUAUUGUAAACACAAAAUAAAGAGAGUCCUUCUGUAAAGUAGUGUACAAUUCUGUAACCAAAUUAAACUCUACUUCUCUAUGAAGA